Messenger RNA from Knipowitschia caucasica, 933 nucleotides. The record is from the annotation of a GenBank genome assembly. NCBI's taxonomy places the organism in Eukaryota, Metazoa, Chordata, Actinopteri, Gobiiformes, Gobiidae.
AUGACGCUGGACAAUCACACAACAGAAUCUACCGCCGCAACAGCCGCGACAAAAUCUACAGCCGCCACAGAAUCAACAACAUCUACAGCCGCUACAGAAUCUACAGCCGCUACAGAAUCAACAACAGCUACAGCCGCUACAGAAUCAACAGCAGCUACCACAAAAUCUACAGCCACCACAACCGCCAUGGACUCUACAUCUACGGCAGAAUCUACAGCUACCACGGAAUCUACAGCUACCACUGAAUCUACAGCCGCCACAGAAUCUACAGGUACCAUAGAAUCUUCAGGAACCACAGAACCUACAGCCGCUACAGAAUCUACAGGUACCACAGAAUCUACAAGUACCAUAACAUCGACAGCUGCCACAGAAUCUACAGGUACCAUAGCACCUACAGCCGCCACAGAAUCUACAGCCGCCACAGGAUCCACAGCUUCCACAGAAUCUACAGCCGCCACAGGGUCCACAACUACCACAAAAUCUUCAACCACCACUGAAUCUACAGCUGCCACCGGACACUUCCAAACCACAGCCUUCACAAACCUGUCCUACACCACAAACUCUACAGAAACCGUCCUGGUUCCUCAGACAAUCGAGGCGCCCUGCUCGUCCAUCGCCGUGGCGAAGACCUGCCUGAUGGUCAUAGCGGCUCUGGCGGCUGUGGCCACGGUCUUCAUGGUCUGCAGUAUCGUCCUCUGCACCAAGCUGUCGUCCAGGAGGUUCAGGCUCAAGAGGCAGCAGCGAGGCACCGAGCUGAUGUGUUUGUCCUCGGUCCAGCUCCAGCGCUCGCAACCUGCGGCCCGCUACACCCGGCAGCGCAGCCCGGUGCCCAACGGCGUCCUGGUCCUUCACCGUGACGAAGACAGCGACGAGGAGAACGGAGACAACCUGACGCUCAGCAGCUUCCUCCCGGAGAACGACCGAUAUGUGUAG